Molecule: messenger RNA, 7501 nt
Organism: Megalobrama amblycephala (Wuchang bream)
Lineage: Eukaryota; Metazoa; Chordata; Actinopteri; Cypriniformes; Xenocyprididae
Product: GTPase IMAP family member 9-like
Exons: 2
Coding region: 1071-1901 (276 amino acids)
Molecular function (GO): GTP binding
Source: RefSeq, a predicted model, not a curated record
GACCUACAUUAAUGGGAGGGGGGGCAAAGGCGCUUUUGGAGCGGCCGGUGGAUUUACCAACUGACAUUCACGACAAGACGCGCACCACCUGCGGACGUUCUCGUGAAUGCCCGGCCAAAAGAAUCGGGUCAUGAGGCGAUUUAGUGUUGCUGUUUGUCCUAAGUGUCCAGCCAUUGGAUUAGAAUGGAACUAAUAGCUGAGUUGUAUCCUCCUUUGACUGAGUGUCUUGGGUCACUCGAUACAACCUAUCUUUUAUAAUCGCAAAAUAUGGAUAAGUCAAUGGUCGUCCAGGCUGGAGAGGCUGACUGUCGAUCGUGCUGACCUUUUCAAAAGCAUGUUUUAGCAUCUCGUCAUGAGACUGCUCCAGGGGAAAGUCAUUGCGGUCCGAGAGAAUCAGUCUCCUGAUUUCGCUCUGUUCCCCUGAGGCAGUACUCACUGGUCCCUGGUCAGUCUCUCCCACCUGCACUCGCACAUCCUUACCCAUCCUUACCCAUUUUUAUUCCAAGAGGCAUCCGAGCACAAACAUCCCAAUAAUUUAUUAAACGCUGGCCAAUUCGUUCCCAAAAUUAUCGGAUGCCAGAGGUGAGGUUUAACUGCCACCUCAACAUUAUGCUUUUGUCCCCUGAAUUGAAUAACGACUGGCACUGUAGGAUAUUUCACCAUGUCCCCGUGCACACACUGCACCCUAACCAUGCGGCCUGUAUCCAAUGCCCCGGACGAAAUCAGACUUUGAUGAACGGAGGUUUGGUUACAACCUGAGUCCACCAAAGCCUGAUAGGUACCCCCCUUGAUACUCACAGGUAUUUGGUACCAGCCAGCUUGACCAGGGGCAGCCUGCGGGUCGUCCGGGACCCAGAUCAUUGUCCCUACCUCAAUAACAGGACACCUGUCCAUGAAAUGCUCCGGGUCCCCGCAACGCCAACUGGCCGGCCCAGACCUACCCUCCGCUCUCGUCUUGUUCUGCCAAACUACUACAACACAGAGAUCUAUUAUUAACUGAAUGUCUCCUGAUAUUCAUAGGUAGGAGGGGAAGCCUUAAUAUCGAAAUUCCAAAUUUCUCUUUGAGAAGGAUGGUGUUGGUUGGAAUGACUGGAGCAGGUAAAAGCUCCUCUGGAAACACAAUCCUGGGCAGAGAAACCUUCAGAGUCGCCAAAAGUGCUUCAUCUGUUACUAAAGAGUGUGGGAAAGAGACCGGAGAAGUGGCUAGGAGAGAAAUUACAGUGGUAGAUACACCGGGUAUGUUUGACACAGAUAUUUCAGAGGAGGAGUUUCUGAAGCAGAAGAUCAGUAAGUGUAUAAACAUGACGGCACCUGGACCUCACGCCAUCCUCCUGGUCAUUAAAGUGGGUCCGUUUACUGAAGAGGAAAAGAUGUCAGUAGAGAAGAUCAGAGCCAUAUUUGGAGAAGAAGCAGAUAAACACACGAUCAUCCUCUUCACUCACGGUGAUAAACUGACAGACUGCACUAUUGAGGAACACAUCAGUGAAGCCAGUGAGGAUCUGAAAGAAGUCCUGAGUCGCUGUGGAGGAAGAUAUCACGUCUUCAAUAAUAAAGACAUGGAGGAUCGUAAUCAAGUAGUGGAGCUCCUGGAGAAGGUAGACAACAUGAUCACUGCUAAUGGAGGUGGAUUUUACACCAAUGACUCUUACCAGGAAGUGGAUCUCAUGCUGAAAACUAAAGAAGAGGAACUUGGACAAGAAUAUGAAAAGAAACUACAAGAAAAAGAGAGAGAAUUGGAGUCCAGAUUUGCUAGAGAGAAAAAGAAACUAGAUGAUAUAUUGAAUGAGUACAAGCGUUAUUAUAAAGCAAAGCUCAGAGAGUUCAGACUGGAGGUAGAACAGACUUAUACUCAUGAGAAAAUACUGAUAAAGAUCCUUACCACGUUAAAAGGCCUCAAAUAAUUGUCGAAUUUAAAGUCGGCAUGAAAUCAAAAUUUACUUUUGGCCUAUUUACUUUGUUAGCACAUAUAACUAGUCUUGUGGUAAACAAUUAAUCCGUGCAAGUUAAAUUGUUUGUCUGUGUUCCUUCUGUGAUGAUGUCAGUUUGACGGCUUGGGUUGAAAACACGUAAACCACUCCUCUGCAACCGUUAGCCUGCUAUGAGCGAGAGAUGGAGAGGAGGAGUGCUAAAGUAAAACUCUGCCCUCUAUUCAAUAUUCCGUUUCACAGGGACUUAAAAAAAAAAAAAAAAAGUCAAAUUUUAAAUCACAUUCCUGUUAUAUUGUCAGUCUUAUAUCAUAAGGCUUAUGACGAGUGUACAGUAUUACUUGUAAUUAACCAUUUGUAUUGUAAAUCUCGCUAGUGAGCAGGCUAUACAACAGGUGGUGUUUUUAGUGUUUCAGGCAGGUUUUUGAGCCCAUAAGUCACGGCAAAAUCACGCCAAACUGCCUGAGCGCAAGGAAUUGUGGUAGCUAGAUGUAAACAAAUCAGCAUGGCAGACCGUACAAGGCUUAUGCUCAUUUACAAUAAUUUCUAUCACCAAAGUGCUUAUUUGAGGGAAACGGAGAAGUGAAAAUUGCGCUUGAGGCAAAAUAAGCUGUUAUACCUUUUAUUUUACGUUAUUUGUAUAUUUGGAAAUGUAUUUGGAAUUAAUUUAUUCUUGCACUCAAUGGACUGUAAACUAGCUAACACUAGAAUAGCUGCUGAUAAUGCAUAACAUUUUCAGAUACGUGUACCACUUGCAUAAACACUGCAUCCAUAGAGGCUGCCAUUGUUGUUUUGCGGGCUAUGUGACAUCAGAGGGCAGAACUGGGAGUACAUCGAUCUAGUGCGAGUUCACGGGUGGGAAGUCAGGGGUUUGACUGCCAUUCCAGUGCACUUUGACGGAUAGAAGUUUGGAAAAACACAGGUUACGGGUUGCCUGGAACACAGCAUUAGUGUUUAGAUGGCUAGAAGAUUAUGUCAGUAUGCCACAGAUGGGUGCGGCUAACAGUUCUGGUGCAAACGACCCUGAAACUUCGGAGGAACAGGCCAAACUUCUCGCUUCAUUGAAAAUGGACAUCGCAACACUUUCACGAUCAGAGUUUAAAUUAAUCUUACAAGUGAGUUUGAGGGCAUUAAAUCUGAAGUAAAGGCCAUUAAAACAGAAGUCAGCAGCAUUGACCUGUUACGUGCUGAUCUACAGAGUCCAUGAAGAAAACGGUAGCUGAAAUGGAAGAAGGCCUCAGCGCAUGCUCUGAUGAGAUAACAAGUCUACACAAAUCUGUGUGCAGGAUGGAGUCAGAGAUUGCUAACCUGCAGGAAAAAUGUCUUGACAUGGAGUGACGAAUGAGGAGAUGCAGCGUUCGGAUAAUGAAUAUUGCAGAGACACCAGGCUCAAGUACUCCUGCAUCUGUCUCUAAACUGUUUAAGUUGGAAACUGAGAUCCUAAUUGACAGAUUGCACCAUGAAACUAAGCUCAAACAACCUUGAGUGAUAGAUACUUGCCAAGGCUGUGUACAAGUUCUCCGCUGGGCUAGGGAAAUCGCUCCUCUGCAGUACAACGGAGCCAAGAUAUCAAUAUUCCUGGACUUUCCUCCAGCUGUGGAAAGUGCAAGAGCAGCAUUUAAUGAGGUCAAGAAAUUACUACGAGGAUGAGAUGGCAUUCAUUAUAGUGUCCUUCAUCCAGCCAAACUCCAACAGGUUUGAGAAAGAAUUUAAAGAUGAUUUACAGUGAGUCAAACCUCACUGUUAUUAAGGAUAUUUAACAGAUGUAAUAGGGCCUGGUCAUGUUCUCCUGAUAGUGUAGAUGUAUGUGUUUUUUUUCCAUUAUUAUUAUUAUUAUUGAGUAAAUUUACCAAAGCCAUCAGACUAUGAAGAACCUGUAACAAUAAGCUAGGAUGAAGCUGACACACUGAUUAUUAACAUCGGUUAAGUUUCUCUUUUUGUAAAUUAUCCUGUUAUAAUAAUCCGUUAUUGUUAAAGGGUUAGUUCACCCAAAAAUGAAAAUUAUAUCAUUAAUUACCCACCCUCAUGUCGUUCUACACCUGUAAAACCUUCGUUCAUCUUCGGAACACAAAUUAAGAUACUUUUGCUAAAACAGUCGAAGUGACUGCAGUGCUCCAAACUUAAUUUUAUGAAGCAACAAGAAUACUUUUUGUGCACUAAAAAACAAAACAAAAAUAACUGUCAUUCUCAUACAUUGUUUACGUGUAGUGCUUCCAGGUUCUACGGCAGAUCGCCUACUGUUCACUUGAGGAGCACAGUGCAUGCAUGUGAUGCUGAUGCAAGCGCUAAUGUUUGUGUGUUUAUAAAAGCGAUUGAAAAACCCCAAUUGAACUAAGACCUAAUCCUGGUUUAAGCUAAGCCCUGUCUGAAACAUAUAAGGUGAAGAAAGCCCAAACAGCUCAUCUAUGGAAGCAGAUCAGUCUCAUUAAUGACGCAAGUGUUGACACUAUGGCAGCUGAAAAGGCCAAUCUUUGUGUUCUUUUUGAAGAAUUUUCGGAGCCUGAUGAACUCGGUAUAAAUACAUGUUUAAUACUGCAAAAUACGCUCGAUGUUACAGUCACUGCCCUGCUGUCCAGAAUAACAGAGAACAUCCCAAUCCAGUGAAGGGACUUGUGGAAACUUAUAAUUAUUGUGAUACAACAUUGCCUCGCAUUUCAGCAUUAAAAGACAAACAUUUCAGGUGAAGGAUAAUCCACUUCUUACCUCCGAGACUGUGUUAUGAUCUACAUAACCUUAUUAUUUUUAUUGUGAGUAUUGGCUUAUCAUCAUUGCUGAUCACUGUUGUUGUACUAUGAUAUUGUAAUAUUUACCAUUAUAUAAUCAGAGUAUAGAAAGGUUUAUGAAAGUGUCACUCAAAUACAAUAGCAAAGCAUAGUAUUUUUGUUACAUUCAUACCCAUUGUGCCAGCUGUCUCUUUAAUACCGUGUGGUUUAUAUGCAUGUUGAUGCUGAUUGGGCUGACAUUUUUGACACACCCACCAAACAAGAGAAAAUGUAUCUCAAACCUGUUGCACACCGUUUCCAGGAAACAUGUUGUUCAACUUGAAAACCGUAGCAAAACGUUGUGCACCGUCUUGAGCUUGAACGUGCCCCAGGAUCAGUUGUACUGUUUAGCCAAUCAGAUUUAAGCGUAAUCAACCAAUCAUAAUCACACGAGGGCCUACCUCUGUGUUACGUCAUCAACUUAAGACCACAGUUCAUGUUAUGGCUGAGCACUGAGAGGUAUGAGUUUGAUCAGUUAAUUUCUGUUUACUGAAGUUAAAGAAGUUCAGUUGAAGCUUGUAUUAACUGCUGCUGUUUAGUCCAUGUGUGAAUAUAAACAUUUAUAGUAUUGUAGUAUAUAUAGUAUUGAUGGAUUCUUAUGUUUACUUAAAAAAAAAAAAUAUUCAUGUGCGUACCACACAACGUUACGAUUUAAGAUUCAUAAAACGAGAUGAGAUGUUGAAUUAUGGGUGCAACGGAUCGUAGUUCAGUCAGGACACUUAAGUCAAAAAUUACAAGAGACAAAAUUUAGUCCAUUUUUUAUUGGCAUAUUUUGCUAAAGUUACAAUUUGGUGGUAUGGCUCUGUUCUAAAUUCCCAGUCCUUUUCAUGAGCUCCAUGAAAGCCAAGACUGGGAACAGCAGCAGCUUCUGGGGACAACCUCCCAUUUUUUUAAACUGGGAGAGCAGCAGAAGAUCCCCCUAUUGAGAACAGAGCUGCAUCAAUGACAACAGAAUGACACUGAUUAAGUUAAACACAAGUUUAAGGAGGAGCUGGGGAGGAGGUGGGUUGCAAGCAGCAUGCAGUGGAAGCAGCCAAGCAAGCAGAGACGGAAGCUGCGUUUAAGUAAUGCGCCUUAUUUUAGAGUUGCCAAUGGAGUCCAUAGAAAUCGGAUCAGCUGAUAUGGGUGGGGUUGGAAUUUGCAAAUCAGCUGAUAGCGGAGCAUGACUACGAGGGCUGCCUGAACUACUAAUGCUGACGCUCAAUUUGAUCCGUGAUCUGUACAAAUCAGGCCUCAUGGCGGAUUAACUGCAUUUAGCCAUUAUUAGUGAACGUUUAUUAUUUGCACAUGUUUGUAAGUCUUAGCAAUUUAAAACACUCAAGCAUUUUUAAACAAUUCAAAUGCAAAGAAGAGGCAAAAUUCACAAUCAGGCAUCAUUUUCUGUGCACGCACAAAGCAUGCGUGUUCACAGAGGUGCAUUUGAGAUGGUGCACGAACACAUAAUCAAGCUCUGUUUCGCGACUACUUGAGCUCGAACCGACGCGUGUGCCAUGUCGCAAAAUGGGUUAAGACAUGUUUUUUUUGGCCGUUAAAUAAUGGCACAAAUACCAGUAAACUGACAAGCACUAAUGUUAGUAAAUCACAUUGUGUGAUUGAUUUUAAUACUCCUACAAAUGCAUAUGCAAUAAGGUCAGCCACAAAAACAACUCAGUCCAUACCUUUUCAGCUCUAAUUUUGCACUGUGUGUCUUUAGAAAAUCCUGCCUUUAGAAAAGUGUUUUUAACACCAAAAGAGGGUUUGCGCUGGCACAAGCUGUUUGUAAGGAUGUACUCACACUAGGCACGUUUGCCUUGAACCGAGCCCGAGCGUGAUUGUCCCCCAAACGAACCACGCUCUGGCCCACCUCUUCCAAGCGGGCCAGGGCCGGCUAAACGAACCGUGCCAGGGCAUGGAAUGGAGCACUCACACUUGUCAAACGAACCGGGCUUUGAGGGUCCUAGGCGCUCGGGCAUGGUUCAGAGCGCCUAGUGUGAAUACAUCUUAAGUCUGGCCCAUAAAGUCUUAUUUGUGAAUCUGGACCACAGAACUGGUCAUAAGGGUCAAUUUUUUGAAAUUGAGAUUUAAACUUCAUCUGAAAGCUGAAUAAAUGAGUUUUUCAUUGAUGUAUGGUUUGUUAGGAUAGGACAAUAUUUGGCCUGAAAAUCAAUGUAUUGUUGGCUACUGCUACAAAUAUACCUGUGUGACUGGUUUUGUGAUCAAGGGUCACAACUGAACCUAAACAGUUGAAAAAUCAGAUGUGUCAUGAUCACAAUGGUUCCGUGCAUUUAGUGACAGCAGCCUAAAAAUAACUGCUAUGUCAUGAAUUGUCCAACAACAAAACAGCUUUAACAAUGAUUCAUCUAUAUUUUAUUAAUAUAUUAAUAUAUAUUUCUAUACUUGAAUACUAGGCUACUGUUAGACCCAUUUGUAACUGUUCUAUAGUAUUUUUCUAUGUUUUCAUUUGUGUAGCCUAUUCUUGUUUUUAUUGUGUGUUCAUUUGUCUUUAAUAAUGUAGUUUUUGCUGUGGUAUCAAAGUACUUAAAGUGUUCUUUAAGUAAUAGAUGGGAAGCAAAGUUAAAUUUGUGUGAAAACCAUCCAUUUUUAUGUUAUGUUAUAUUCAUUUAUUUAUUGGCUGAUCCGAACAAUGGUCCAAUCUGUGUCUUGAAAACCGUAAUAUGAUCCGAACUGUGAGUUUUGUGAUCUGAUGCACCACUAUGUUGUUUAUAAACAGAUGAUUUACUGGUGUGUGAUAGAUAUUGUCAUUGUUUUGUUAAUAUGAUAUCAAUGAGGAAAAAAUUAUUUGUGUUGUUUUUCCUGCUUAAAAUUGGACACUUU